Malus domestica (apple) is the source of this 579-nucleotide messenger RNA. NCBI's taxonomy places the organism in Eukaryota, Viridiplantae, Streptophyta, Magnoliopsida, Rosales, Rosaceae. The record is from RefSeq and is a predicted model, not a curated record.
AUGGCUAAACUUGAACCAUCUAGUGAUCCUGUUAGUCCUUUCUUCGUUCAUCAUUCUAAUCACCCGGGAAUGAUGCUGGUUUCAACCAAACUUACCGGUGAAAAUUAUGGCACUUGGUGUUGUUCCAUGUCAAUUGCACUCAGUGCAAAGAACAAAUUAGGGUUUGUUGAUGGAAGUGUUAAACACCCAUAUGCGAAGACAAAGCCCACAGAAUCUGCUCUUUGGCAACGGUGCAACGACAUGAUCCUUAUGUGGAUUAUCAAUACACUUUCCAGUGACUUGGCCACCAGUGUGGUGUACAUGAUGACAGCCAAAGAUGUUUGGGAUGAUCUUCGAGAACGUUUUUCUCAACAAAACGUGUCUUGUCUCUUUGAAAUCCAACGUGACCUUGCACGUCUUACACAGAGUCAACAACCUAUCAACGUGUAUUUCACCAAGCUUAAAGGUUUGCGGGAUGAGAUGGAUUCCUACCAAACUUUAAAGUCGUGUUCUUGCGGGGCUGUUCAAUCUAAUAACGAACAGGUGGAGAGAACCAAGGUUUUGCAGAUUUUAAUGGGGUUAGACGACUUGUAUCUGUGA